UGCCACACCUCCUCCCGGUGCCUUUUCCUGCUUUUCAGCGGCGAGAAUUAUUCACAAGCGCAAUGAAGUCACAGAACAAGAACCAUCCAAGACUCCUCUGUCAUCGUAUCAUCUGUUUAACCUCUGAACACGCAUCCGUCCAAUGAAGGAAGGGGGUGUUGACGUUCCCCAGGCAUUGCCAUCUGGGCCCAGUGCCUUUAUCCCAACUGAAGAGGAUGGGGCCAUACAGGAGGUGAUAUCAGAGGCUCUGUUGUCAGACCAGCGUGCAGAUCAUAUCACCAUGGCAAUGGGUAUGCAUCCCACCUACUUGGCCUGUUUUGUGCGCACCCAGCAUGCCCUGCUGCAGCUGGAUGGCCCUCUGCCUUUAUCAUGGAGACAUUUUAUAAUCAUCUUGGCAUCUGCACGUCAUCAGUGUUCAUACCUAGUGCAGCGUCACAGUUCUGCUUUUCUACUUGCUGGUGGGGAUGAGUCUUGGCUCAGGGGUCUUCACUGUGCACCACCUAAAAUACAGAACCUGCAGACUAUCAACAAUCUACUUGCACACAGACCUUGGAUCAUCACCCAAGAACACAUACGGGAGUUAGUUUGUCCUGGUACGGAAGCUCGAUGGUCUUUGGCAGAGCUGAUUCAGGCUGUGGUUUUAAUGAGCCAUGCCCAUUCUUUGGCCUCCUUUGUUUGGGGUUGUGGCAUUCUCCCUGAGCCAGAGCAGUCAGAUGAUCAGCCACUCCAACCAUGUUCACCCACAGAGUCAUGUAGUUUUACCAGAAAUCAACAUGAGUGGCCUGGAGCUGUGAACGAAGUUCAGCUUUUGUUGGAGAAAAUGAUGAUGGUGAAACAGCAAGGUGAAGAGUAUACACAGGAAGAGAUGGUUACUCGCUUUGAAAGAGAAAGGACAGAGAGUCUGCUAGAGUCAGCGGAGGUUGUGAGCCCUGUCCUUCCUGAUUGCAUUUCACGGUUUGUGGUGGAUGCAGAAUUUACCUACCAGGAUUUCAGUCCUAGAGGAGAACAGUCCCCCCCAACCAUGAGAGCUCAGGAUUAUUCAUGGGAGGAUCAUGGUUUCUCCCUGAUGAACAGGUUGUAUGGAGAGAUGGCUCAACUUCUAGAUGAGAAAUUGCAGGUGGUGUGUGCACUCACAUAUCACACCAUGGCCAUGCACUCAAACGUGGACACAUCCACACUCCGCAAAGCCAUCUGGAACUACAUUCACUGCCUAUAUGGCAUCAGGUAUGAUGACUAUAACUACUGGGAGGUGAACCAGUUAUUAGAACGCAGUUUAAAAGUGUAUGUUAAGACAGUGGCUUGUCACCCUGAGAAAACCACACCGAGAAUGUAUUUCUGCUUUUGGAGACAGUUCUGCCACUCAGAAAAGGUCCACGUGAACCUAAUACUGAUGGAGGCAAGAAUGCAGGCAGCUUUACUUUAUGCUCUCAGAGCUAUUACACGCUACAUUACCUAAUCAGCACAAACUGUUCCAAAAACCAUUAAGACAAGGGAUGACCCGUCGAAACACUAUAUGCUCUGAUUGCAGACUCUGUGAUCUUAAAUUGAAGCACACUUUAAUGCACACAAGCUCAAAGACCUUAUUCACAGAAGCGCCAUAAUUGAUUUUUGAAGGGGAUGAAAACGAGGCUGUCGUCUGUCUCUUCAAUGGGUUUUACUGUAAUUUACUGUUGUCCAUGGACAAAAUAUUGAAAAAAAAGCUGCUUUCCAAAAUAUAUUAGACUACAAUGCCCUAGGAUCUUGAUACAACUUUAUAAAGUGCAUACCACUGAAAAGUCUGUAAGUCUCUUUUCAUUCCAGUCAAAAAUCAAAUAUGAUGCCACUGUGAGAAAGGUCGAUAGAGUUUCAUUUUCUUUUUUUCUUUGCAAUAUUUUUAAGUGCAAAUAGCCCAUCUUGUCAGUAGAGCUAUUUACACUAAUAACGCCCACCACUGCUCAGACCAAACUCAAGACAGCCAUGACAGAUUUAUUUGGGGUCAACUGCUAAUCAAAUGAAGGCGGGUAUUUUUUGGAAUUUUUUGCAAUGGGGCAGAGACAUUAAACUGGUUAACGGUUAAGACAUUUAGUGGAUUAAGAGAUUGGAUAACUGCGUGACUAUUUACACUCCAAUGAUCUGGUGGGAUCACAGGAUUUGACGACAAACUGCAACCCCAUGUGCAGCUGUAGUAGCUCUGGGUGUAAUGACGGUAUGUGUAUGUAUUGUCACACUGGAGCUAAGGGUUCGAAUCACACCCCUUGACAUACUUUUUCCCAUAACUCUACUCUUAAUAUUUCCUAUAAUACUACUACUAGUAAUAAUUAAAAGGUUGGGAGUUGAGAGAAGGAUAUGAUCUGGAUAAAAUUAACCAUGGUUUUACUAUAGUAAUAUUGUAGUAACAAUGUGUUUUGGUGGAAACUAUAUAGUUCUGAUGUAUUAAUCAUGGGGUUACUACAGUAACAUGUUAAUAUUAGUUAAUAGUAACCAUGUUUAAUUUUGUGGUCACUAUAAUUUUACUAGAAAAAUACCAUGUACCAUUUACUAUGGUAAAACCAUGAUUCAUUUUUUGUAGGGUAGGGGUUGGUGUAGGGUAUCUGUGGGACUCCAAAUAAACAAAAUAAAAAUGCUGCAGUAGUGCCACUCUAUGUUAAUAUUUAAACAAGGAUGUAAGAGUAUCUGCCACUAUUUGCACUUAGUGCAAAGAAGACGCUUUUUGUUGCUUUUUACAAUUGGUGAAAAUAGCACCUGUCGCUAUAUGCGCUUAGUGCAAAUAGUGUCUGCCAUAUGUUUGUGCUUCUAUGGGAUGGUUGAUCCGCUGCUACCAGCUCGUGAUUGGAUUUGAGUGAAUGUUGCGCACGCCUCGCUGUGACCUCUCUUUUCAUACCGUGAAUGUAUAUUUGCAAUGCUGCAGUAUUAUGUUCUGUAUGUGUGUGUUGAUGAACAUUAAUGUGAGUUUGACACUAAGAACUCCGCAGUGCCUCUUUCUCUCUCUAGACUGAGUCACAGCUGGCUAAACUGGAUUUUAAAAAGCACAUUUUGUUUUUUGUGCAAUAUCU
Xyrauchen texanus (razorback sucker) is the source of this 3032-nucleotide messenger RNA. RefSeq names its product sestrin-2-like. Gene Ontology annotation, biological process: cellular response to leucine starvation; negative regulation of TORC1 signaling; positive regulation of macroautophagy. Gene Ontology annotation, cellular component: nucleus. NCBI's taxonomy places the organism in Eukaryota, Metazoa, Chordata, Actinopteri, Cypriniformes, Catostomidae. The transcript is spliced from 10 exons. The record is from RefSeq and is a predicted model, not a curated record. Bases 143 to 1456 code for a protein of 437 amino acids. Gene Ontology annotation, molecular function: oxidoreductase activity, acting on peroxide as acceptor; L-leucine binding.